GGCUUUUCUUCUCCAGUUCCCAGCCGGUUGCCGUCGGGUGUGCACCACUGGAGAAACGUCGGUCAUGCUCAUAUUCAUGUUCAUGUACGGUUAGUGUUGUCAGGAUUGAGAUCUCCAUUGUUUCUAACAUGCCAUACAUCUUCAUGAUCAUCUUCCUCGCCCACUGGGCGACCUCUGAAACCGUCCAAGAAAAGGAUACAAAUCAAGAAAUACGCUGUUACUGCAAUUUGGCCGAGUGCGUCGAGACGUCGUACCUCUGCAAGUCCGAAAGCCUGGGAUGCUUCUCCGACUUGACCUCGUCGACGGACUUCAACAAGGCGAGCCACGGCUGCUUAGAACUUUUACCAAGGGAAAGGAACCACGGGUGCCAAAAUUUGCCCGGUGCCCCGAAAGGGCUGCCGCAGAACACGCUUCUGCUCUGCUGCAAGGAGGAUCUUUGCAAUCACGUCGAUAGCCCCGAGACAAGAAACAAAUUCAACGAGACCAUCCACGCGGUCGCAGCAGUCCACGCGAACAAUGACGAAGCACAGAUGCUGAAAGGUCCAACGUCCCGCAGGCCGGGUUACAGCAGCCACGAGGUGUGGUUCAAAGCGGCGACGAUAGCCGUGCCGAUCUGUGGGGCUCUCAUUCUGCUCAUGCUCAUCCUUCUCGCUGUGAAGAUCCUGAAAACAGAUCCUCAGACGCAUCCGCCCAAGCUCAGGGGGAAAGGAGGCGGCUCGCCGAACUUGCUGUCAGUGGUGGCCCACAAUCCAUCGGCGGACACCAAUAUGAAUCCGGCUGUGAAGAAGCUGCCGCUACUCUACCGGCAAAAUGACUGCAGCAUGCCGGAGGGCGAGAAGCCGGCCCCACAGGAGAAGAACGAGGCCAACGACAAGCUGAAUCGCAGCCCCGACCUAAUCGACUUCCACUUGCAUAAAGUGUCCAACCGGGCGCCUUGCAAUCUCUACCAACCGCUGCUGCCUCCCGCCGGCGUCGACGCCGCCCACUACAAGCAACUCUACAGUAAACCUCUAGUCUGGGGUUGGCCCAACCACCAAUGAUGGGCAACGAGUUUUUUCCUCGAACACAAAUUGCCAAAUACGUUGUAAAUUAAGGGUUUAAAUUGAUUUUAAGUUUUAAAAAAAUCGAAAAAGAGCUGAAUUUAGCGCAAAGUGUAUUCGUAGAUUUUUAAUGUUUUGAAAAAAUCAAGUGCCUAAAACUGAUUCAUUUUUAACUUUGAUGAUCUGAAUGAGCUCCAAGGAUGUUUUACCCUAGGAGAGAGUUUUCCUUGUUAAGUCCAAGUCAGAUGUUUGUGCUAGUCAUGAAUGCUAAUGUUUGGCAAAUUUGCAAUUUUAUUCGUCGCUUUAUUGUUUUCGUUUGAGGACCCAGCCAAUUCGUUGUUUUGUAGGAGUUUUAAUUUUGUGCACUACUAUUUUGAUUUUUAAAGUGAUAUUUUGUAACUUGUUCAUAUUGUACAUAGGUGUAAACACUUCUUCCUUUUGUAAUAUAACAUAUUUUUGUAAUAUCUAUAAACUAUAUUUAAAAAGACUGUACUUAUGUAUAUCGUUAUAAAUAUGUAAUUAGUAUUUUGAUUUUCCGCUCUUUGUAUAUAAUAUUUUUAAUGAGACGACUGUCCUUGAGUUGUUAUGAUAAAAUCUUAGGAUAGGCUUUCCCAUUUGGAAAGAAAUGCAAAAAGUGAUAGCACAUCUAUUUUGUAACGAUAAUGUGCCAACCUUUAUUAUCGGUGAUAAUAAAAAUUAUUUAUAAAUAUUUUAA
This is a messenger RNA of Cimex lectularius (bed bug), 1755 nucleotides long. Its product is annotated as BMP and activin membrane-bound inhibitor homolog. The record is from RefSeq and is a predicted model, not a curated record. NCBI's taxonomy places the organism in Eukaryota, Metazoa, Arthropoda, Insecta, Hemiptera, Cimicidae. The coding region runs from base 129 to 1040 and encodes 303 amino acids. The transcript is spliced from 5 exons.